Molecule: messenger RNA, 2613 nt
Organism: Torulaspora delbrueckii
Lineage: Eukaryota; Fungi; Ascomycota; Saccharomycetes; Saccharomycetales; Saccharomycetaceae
Gene: NAN1
Product: Nan1p
Exons: 1
Coding region: 1-2613 (870 amino acids)
Biological process (GO): positive regulation of transcription by RNA polymerase I; positive regulation of rRNA processing
Cellular component (GO): nucleolus
Molecular function (GO): RNA binding; protein binding
Source: RefSeq, a predicted model, not a curated record
AUGAAUCAGGCAACAGUGUAUCAGAAGUACAAGCUGUCUGUGGUCUCUGGUGGUAAACCAGUACUGCCUAGGAGCGCGAACAAGUCCAGUUGCAACAAAGGAAUUGCCUGUCUAACUCAUGACGAGCUCAAUUAUAUCGUUCCUUUCAACAAUCAGAUCAAAGUAUACUCGAUUAAAACGAGACAAUGUGUCAAGACUUUAAAAUUUGCUAAUAAUCAGUGCUUGUCUGAGGUUUUUGUUUCGGAUCAAGCUACAAUUGCACAAAUCUCUCUUGGAGAUGUUACCAGUGAAAAUUCAGCCCAGAGGCAAGAAGACAGAGAAUUGACCGUCUUUACUAAUGAUGGCCGUAUCAUAAUACUAAACUACAAGGGCAAGUUGGUUGAUUCUCCAAAAUUACUGCAAGUCAAGUUGGACCAGGGCGAAACUGUUUGCAAAGUAUUUAUUUCCGACGACAACACUUUAAAGCUCCUAACAAGUAAGGACUCCGUUGUGGAAUACACUUACAGGAUCUACGACUUGAAAAUCCAAGAUGAACCACAACUAAGUUUGGAGGAAACAUUUGACAAUGUAAUCUUGUCCACAUGGUCUUCCAACGACAGAAUCUUGGCAUUUUUACAAAAGAAAGACAACAAGAGAAACAUCCAGCUUCAUUCCAUUUUCGAUGACAGUUUGAGAAAGAACUUUCCUUUAUCAUCCGUAUUUGCAUCUCAAAAUCAAUCGUCAUCAUCAUCGUCCACAAAUUCCAAGUAUGUUACAAGCAUGGCCAUCGAUCGCAUGGGUGAGCAACUGGCAAUGGGGUUCGCGUCUGGUGUCAUAAAUGUUAUCACUGUCUCAGACUUGCAAGGAAGACUACUGAAAUGGCACAUAGACUCUGUGUUAUCUUUAUGCUUUACAGAGGACGGUUCAUACCUGCUUUCAGGUGGUUGGGAAAAGGUAAUUAGUUUUUGGCAGCUAUCCACUAAUAUGCAGCAAUUUUUGCCCCGUCUUAAUGGUGUUAUUAUAGAUUGUCAAUCUGUGGGCUACGACAAAUAUUACUCCUUGGCUUUGCAAAUGACUGAAAAUUCAACCAACUCUGACUUUCAAUUACUUUUGCUCAACGCGGCUGAUUUGACCUCGAAGCUAGUGGUCAAUGGCCCAUUGCCCGUCUUCGAUAGUGCCGUAAAGAACACUAUUCAACCAAUAUCUGCCGUGGCAACAAAGGCCUCUACAACAGUUACAACUAUGAACCUCUCGAAGAAGAAGCAGAAGAAAAAGCACCUGAAAAGUAAAAGGCAGGAUUACACUACUUGUGCAAGCAUUCAUCCUGUCACAAAACAACUAUACUUUCCACACAUGUCUGCCAUACAAGUUUACGAUUUUUACAAGAAUGAACAAUCGUCUUACCAAUACUUAGCAUCAGGUGUAAACAACUCUAUGGGUAAGGUCAGAUUUGAGCUGAAUAUCAAAGAUCCAGUGAUUCUAGAUGUCAAAUUUACCAGAGAUGGUAAAUGGAUGGCCACUUACGAAGUAGAGUAUCCCGCUGACGACCUACUAUGUUCGAAGGAUCUUGUGCACAAUUUGAAGUUCUGGGAUAAAGAAGAAAACGAUUCACAGUGGAACCUGAGAACAAAAGUUGUCAAUCCUCAUGGUGUUGGCAUCCCAAUAACGAAAAUCCUGGCCGCUCCUACUACGAUAAAUGGCUCACAAGGUUUUCUAACAGCAGAUAACGAGGCUGGCCUAAAAUACUGGUCUUACGAGGAGUAUGAAAAGAAUUGGUGCUUAACUAAGCUAUCGCUACCAAAUUUCAACCAUUUCAGUAAUUCUGUCUCUCUAGCAUGGUCACAGGAUGGUAGUUUAAUCUUCCAUGCUUUUGAUGAAAAGUUGUUUAUUCUAGAUUUUGAUACUUUCAGAAUUUUUGAAUCGAAUAAUACAACUAAUGAAUUCAAUCUUGAUUCCGAGGUUCAGGCGAUCCAGCUAAUCAACAACACCAAUCUGAUAGUUGCCACACGUACAACGUUGAACGUUUUCAAUCUGCUAAAGGGCGGAAUAACCAACAGCUUUGACCUUCACCCAUAUGUCAAUGGUGUUUAUAAGAAUGGUCACCUGGAUAGACUCAUUAGCUGUGAUGAAAAGACCGGAAUAGUAGCAUUAGUGAUCAACCAAAAAGUUAAGGAUGAAGAUGGCACCCCAUCUGCUGAUUACAAGUCUCGUGUUGUCGUAUUUGACAAUGACCUUUCAAACAAAUUGGGGUGUUUUACACACCCUGAAUACAUUUCCUGGAUAGGCUGGAACCAUGACACCGACUUUAUCUUUCUAGAUACCGAGUGUCGUCUAGGUGUUGUAGGCACUACUGUCAACACCGAAAUGUCAGACGAAGUGAACAAAGAGGGCAUACUGGAUGAUUUGCAAAACGGUACUAACGAUUUCGCAUCCCAAUUGCAAAAGCUUUCGUCAACAAAAUCUACCAAUGGCCACGCCAAAGAAGACGAAGAAGAGGAAAUUGCAUUGGAAUUCAUCAAUGGUGAAAAGAACCACAAACUGAUAAACAUGAACAGUUUCACCAGCAUGCUCGAUAAUUUCCAAAAUGUUCAAAUGGACACACUUUUUGAUCGUGUCAUGAGGGUUAUUACAUAG